AUGGUGUCUUUACUCUCAUUAAAAGUGCCUAAUACUAUUGUAAACUCAGACACAGGUCUGAAUUCAGUAACUGCUAUUGAUACAAGUUCGUCAUCUAACCAGAUAGGAUUAAUUAUUGGGUUACCUGUAGGGUUCGUUUGUUUUUGUAUUAUUUUAAUUCUUAUUUACUUCUAUAUGAGGAAAUAUAACUAUUCAAUUGCUAAAGAUACUUCACCUAAAUCAAGAUCUAAAAAUUGGUUAACUGAAAAGAUUUAUACUCAAGAUUAUCGAUCAGAUUAUUUGAAAAAAAAUAGUGACGACAUAAUUAACAAACAGAAUCUUCCUUUUGGACAAAAUGUUUCGUCGCAUAUUGAAUAUAAAAUAUUGAACCCUUUGCAUAAACAUAUCCUAACACCAAAGAAUGCUGUCCAAUCAAAUAUUUACAAAAAUUCUAAUGUGGGCUGUGAACUUCAGCAAUAUAGUGAUGAAGCAGAAAAAUUAUUAUAUACAUCACCACCUAACAUAUAUCAUAUAUCAUCGACUUUUCCUUCCAUAGGCAAAGAUGAAGAGGCCAACAUCGAUUUUUACAAUAAUGACAGUCCAAGGUCAAAUAAUUGGAAAUAUGACUCUCCUCUUUCAAAAUGGUUCAUGAGAAGUUCUCUAUAUCUUAGGGAUUUUGGAACCAACGUAAAAUGUUCUGAUAUGAAACUAAAGAAAUUAAAAUUAUUAUCACAUAUCGAAAAAAAGCAUGUUGACAUAGGAAAUGUAGACGAAAGAUCGCCAAUUUUAGCUUCAGCUGUUGAAAAAUACAACUCAGGAGCAAUGUUUGAGUUAAAUUAUUCAGAUGAAGACGAAGGCGAGACUAAGGGGGACACUAAUAUUAAUCAACAAAUUCUUUAUCCAGAUAAUUCUGGUACAUUAAUAUUUAAAAUUGAUCCAGUUCCUUCCAGUAAAAAAUGUAAGAAUAAGCAUAAAGGAAAUAAAAAAAAGAAUAAUAAGAAAAAAUAUAAGAGUCAUUUAAAGUAUUUAAGAUAUUUAUCUCAACUAAAGCCAUUACCUCUCACACCCACUUCAAGAUUCAUAGUGGGUAAAGUGUUUGGUGUUAAAAUAAAAUAUGAAGCAAAAUUAACUGAUGAAAUUAAUAUUGAUUGUGGUGAACAUGUGAGAGUCUUGGCUGUCCACUCUGAUGGAUGGUGUUUAGUUGAAAAAUGUCAAUUAAAUGGUUCAUCUUUAUGCAACACAAUUGAUGAACCGAGAAAUAUUGAUUCGAAAUUAUAUUUGAAUGACGAAAGAGGGAUUAUACCCGGUUAUUGUUUAGAUGGUUAA
Molecule: messenger RNA, 1305 nt
Organism: Tetrapisispora phaffii CBS 4417
Lineage: Eukaryota; Fungi; Ascomycota; Saccharomycetes; Saccharomycetales; Saccharomycetaceae
Gene: FUS1
Product: Fus1p
Exons: 1
Coding region: 1-1305 (434 amino acids)
Molecular function (GO): protein binding
Source: RefSeq, a predicted model, not a curated record